Messenger RNA from Pungitius pungitius (ninespine stickleback), 1526 nucleotides. RefSeq names its product H6 family homeobox 4 (gene hmx4). The record is from RefSeq and is a predicted model, not a curated record. Gene Ontology annotation, molecular function: DNA-binding transcription factor activity, RNA polymerase II-specific; RNA polymerase II transcription regulatory region sequence-specific DNA binding. The transcript is spliced from 2 exons. Gene Ontology annotation, biological process: regulation of transcription by RNA polymerase II. Gene Ontology annotation, cellular component: nucleus. Lineage: Eukaryota; Metazoa; Chordata; Actinopteri; Perciformes; Gasterosteidae. The coding region runs from base 123 to 947 and encodes 274 amino acids.
AGCUGCUGCUAUGCUGCGCGCAGCAUCGAGACGUCAGCGGUCACAUUAACGUCCCGCUUCAGACUUUACGGCGAGUAGAGUCGCGGAAACGAGACCAAAAAGGAAAGCAGAAAAACAAGAAUAUGAACAAAGUGGACGCACCAUCCCGACCCGCCGCCUCUCUGAAAUUCACCAUCGACAGCAUCCUCAACCUCAAAACGAGCGGGAGGAGCUGGGGCGGUUGCCACCGCGCAGCGCUGCAGGAUGACUCGGACACGGCGAUGCGUAAAGACGGUUUCCAGAGUCACCACCACGACGAGGACGAGCGCGUCGUCCUGCGACACCAGGACCCGGGCAGCAGGCUCACCGAGAGAGAUUUGAUCACAGCCUGCGGCGGAGCAACGGAAUCGGUCAUCGUCAGCCGCGGAGACCUGAAGAAGGCGACCGAGGCGCGCUUCGAGAGCGGGGACAGCAGCUGUGACGACAGCAGCUCCACCACCACCACCACCGCCGCCGCCGCGGCCACGGACACGCACACGGGAGGCUGCCUCGCUAAGAAAAGCAAAAUGAUAACGAAAAAGAAAACGCGCACUAUAUUCUCCAAGAGACAGAUUUUCCAGUUGGAGACUACCUUUGACAUGAAACGCUACCUGAGUAGUGCCGAGCGCGCGUGCCUCGCCAGUUCCCUCCAGCUGACGGAGACCCAGGUGAAAAUAUGGUUUCAGAACCGCAGGAAUAAAUUGAAACGGCAAAUAUCGACCGAAAUCGACGGACCCGUUGCCGACUACCCCGAGACUGGAAAGCCCGUGGCGGCGGGGCAGCUGCCGGCCUUGUACAAGGAGAGCAACCUGCUGGGGAGGUGCCUGCUGCCCAUGCCUCUGCCCGUAGUGUACCCGGGGAGCAGCACGCCUUACCUCUGUUUCACAAACGCCAGCAAGUACUUCAGCCUGUACGACGGGGACGUAUGAUGCCGUCGGCGGGUGCGCGCUUUGGAAGAGACACUUUUGGGGUUUUUGGCGGUCUGUUGCCAAGUUUCAAGCAUUUAAAAAAAAAGGUGUUCAGAUGUCGGGUCGGAUGUGCGGCCUUGCGGUUUUAUGAAGACUGCAAGUACGUUCACAGAGGGUUUAAUACAUAUCACUGAAAAUCAAGCUGAUCCGGCUGUAUUUAUUGUUCACUCGAAGCUCUUGUUUUCGGAUAGGCCGGGGACUGAACCUGCUAUGACACGUAGCCCUUGUUAGGAAAUAGCAGGCUAAGCUAAUGAUAGCCCGAGAGAGGCCUACACGGUACCAACCCUUACAUGUAUUGUUUACACGAAAAAGCAUUAUUAUUUUUAUUAUUCUCAUCAUUUGUAUUAUAAUUAUUAUUAUUAUUAUUGACAACAUAAUUUUCCAGCAGCCUAAGCCACCAAAGAAAUUACUAAAGCCUAGCUAUUGCAUGCAUUUCCUGUAUCAUGAUGGAUUUUGAAUUACUGAAAUUAUGUAUUUAAAUGAAUGUAAUUAACAUUUAAUUAUGUUUCACGCAUGUCUAUUUUUUCUGAGCAUCUUACU